AUGGGUAAAUGGUGGAGGAGGCUGAUAUCCAUCUUCAAGCCUGCCAAAAAGCCCCUUCCUGAGAGCCCUUCAUGCCUGCAGUGCAAUGAGGGAGAGCAUAGGAAGGUGGCAUGGACAGGAAAAAGUAGUGAUGACUACAUCUUCAGCCAUUACACCAUUGGUGAUGAGCUGGGGAAAGGUGGAUUUGGUGUAGUAUAUGAAGGGAAGCGUUUGGAUGAUGGUCUUAAGGUGGCUGUGAAAUAUGUCACCAAGAGGCAGGAUACGGAAUGUAUAACUAUUCCUGAUCAUCCAAACCCCUUGCCAAAGGAGAUUGCCCUCACCAUCCUGGCCAAUAAAGGUCCCAGCGAUCCCCACAUCAUAAAGCUUUUAGACUGGCAAGACCAUGAAGACCAUUAUGUCUUGAUUCUUGAAUGUCCAUCUCCUUGCGAAAAUCUUGAAGAGUUCCUGUACCAUCACGGUGAUACCCUAAAUGAAAGCACAACACGUCACAUCAUGAAGCAAGCAAUUCAUGCUGCUGACCUGUGUUGCCAAAGGGGAAUCUUCCACCGUGACGUCAAACUGGAGAACCUUCUAAUAAACAAGGAAACAUUGGAGGUCAAACUUAUUGACUUUGGAUGUGCGGACAUUCUGAAAAAGUCUUCUUACAGGACAUACAAUGGCACUGAAGCGUACGCCCCUCCUGAGUAUAAACUCAAGGGGAAGUACUAUGGCAAGCCAGCGACCGUCUUUUCUUUAGGGAUGGUGAUGUUCACACUCCUCUGUGGCCACUUCCCUACACACUAUGACAUCUUUCAACUAAAAUACAAGCGGUAUUCUUAUAUUCAACCCAGGCAGUCAAAAGAUUGCUGCCGUCUGCUAAGGGAGCUCCUCAACCCCUAUCAAAACGAGCGAAUUUGCCUGAGUCAAAUCCUUUCCCAUAACUGGUUUAAGGUCUACAUUUGA
This is a messenger RNA of Danio aesculapii, 942 nucleotides long. RefSeq names its product serine/threonine-protein kinase pim-2-like. Gene Ontology annotation, biological process: protein autophosphorylation; negative regulation of apoptotic process; regulation of mitotic cell cycle. Gene Ontology annotation, molecular function: protein serine/threonine kinase activity; ATP binding. The transcript is spliced from 7 exons. Gene Ontology annotation, cellular component: cytoplasm. The record is from RefSeq and is a predicted model, not a curated record. NCBI's taxonomy places the organism in Eukaryota, Metazoa, Chordata, Actinopteri, Cypriniformes, Danionidae. Bases 1 to 942 code for a protein of 313 amino acids.